GUGUGUGUGUGUAUAAUGACUGCUACUGUAAGUUUAUAGUAAACGUCAGCGCGGAGAGGACGCGCCCUGCUGCCGGUCCUGGAGGCUGAACCUGAGCGAGGUGACGCGACGCGACGCAUGGAAGGAAGCGACGCCAUGCGCUCAGUUCAAUCGACACUGCUCACAUCAUAACAGAUUAGCAAAAAAAAAAAAAAAAAUCUCUUGUCAUCAAGGCGAUAAAGACAGUCGUGUGUUUUAGGGUGACCUAUACGGCUGUUCAGACUUGCUACCUGUCUUUGUAGUCCAUCAUCACUCCGCUGACAGAAAAUGCUCGAGUGUGUUUGUGGGAACUGGUAUGUGCGUCUGGUCGAUGGAAACAAAUCGACGCUGUAUUUUCUGCUCUUACUCCUCGGCUAUGUGUUAUAUCUCGUUUUCGGGGCUGUCGUUUUCUCUCUGGUGGAAUUGCCGUAUGAGGACGUGCUUCGACAAGAGAUCAGCGACACCAAACAGCAGUUUCUCCGGGAGAAUGAAUGUCUCUCCGAGGAGGAACUGGAGGCAUUUUUGGCCAGAGCCCUGGAGGCGAAUAAUUACGGUGUGUCUGUUUUGAAUAAUAACGCAACCAACUGGAACUGGGAUUUCACCUCGGCGCUGUUUUUCGCAAGCACAGUGCUCUCUACGACAGGGUAUGGCCACACUGUGCCCCUGUCAGAUGAAGGAAAGGCCUUUUGCAUCUUCUACUCUGUGGUUGGGAUCCCAUUCACCCUCCUAUUCCUGACCGCAGUGGUGCAGAGGAUCAUGGUGUUCAGCACUCGACGGCCUGUGGCCUUCAUACAGCGCCGCUGGGGUCUGUCCAAGUCUCUGGUGUCAGGUGUACAUGCGUUUAUACUAGCAACCAUCAUGGUCUGCUGUUUCUUCCUCAUCCCUGCUGUAAUCUUCUCUGUAAUGGAAGAGGACUGGAACUUCCUAGAGUCUUUCUACUUCUGCUUUAUCUCACUCAGCACCAUUGGCCUGGGUGACUAUGUGCCAGGAGAGGGCUACAAUCAGAAGUUCAGGCAGUUAUAUAAAGUGGGAAUUACUAUUUAUCUGUUGCUGGGCCUAAUUGGCAUGCUGGUGGUUCUGGAGACAUUGUGUGAGCUUCAGCAGUUGAAGAAACUAAGGAAGAUAUUCUACCUCAAGAAAGAGAAAUCAGAAGACCAACUUACAAUCAUGGAACAUGAUCAUCUUUCUUUCACGUCUAUGUCUGAUCAAGGAGGCCCAGUCAGAGACUAUAAAACAGAUCUUUCACCUGACAUAUCCCCAAUAGCAGCCAGUGAUAGUCCUGUUGCUAAGUAAGAUCCUAAGCAAUAAGCAUAUAUAAAAAGUCAGUGAUCAAAUGCUUCUGAAUUAGAUUAGUGGUACUUGAAAUAAUAGUUGGACUACAUGCCAGCUUUCAUAAAAGGGACAUGUGAUUGUAGAUACCUUAGUAUAGCUUAUCGUUGUGUAAUUAGAAAUUAUUAAAAAUAAAUCGUGCAGAAUCUUGGAAUUGUUAGUAGACUUUGUCCUUAACCUUUAGGUACUAAAUACUGUAUUGGGACAUGUAGACUAUAAUAUAGUAAGUUAAAGGAUUAAAAGGGAUAGAAAUUGGGAUAUGUACCUAGGCUAUUGAUUGUUGUUAAUAAGAAGUCAUCGUCAUCGAUCAUUCUAUGAAUGUGUACUGAUGGAGGUACCUCAUUAAGCUCUUUUUAUUCCUGUAUGUCUAUACAUGUUACUGGUGCCACAACUGUACUUGAGUUUUAAUUUUGCAUAUAAAGCCCUAGUCAAAAUUUUGGGUGCACACACAUUCAGAGAGGUUUUCUUGUAAUAUUCUUCACAUUUUGUAAUAACAGUGUCACCAAAAUUCAUGAAAUAACAUGGAAUGUCAUUUGCAGUAUGGAAUUGUGCAGUGAUCAUUAAGUGUUAAACAAAUUAAGUUGUACAAUGUUUUUAGAUUCUUUGUAGCCUUGAUCACAGCCUUACCCACUCUUCACAUUCCCUCAGUCUUAAUGUUCCCACAUGUUGAGGACUUUUUUUUGGGGGGGGGGCAAGUGAAUUCAUACAUGGUCAAAUUAUUCAUUUAAGAUGAGUUAUAAUUUAAAAAAAAGUUAAGAUGAAUUAUGUUUUGAGCAUAAGUCUAUAGAUAAAUGUUAAGUUCAUAAAAAAAUUAAACUCGCUGACUCUUAAGUCCUUAAGGUAGUUAGUUAAUGUCCUGAGUAAAUACAGAUAGGUUCUUACCGGCAUCAUGCAGUAUAGGCACAUUUUAUAUAUAUAUAUAUAUAUAUAUAUAUAUAUAUAUAUUAUGUAUGUAUGUGUAAAGCAGGUGAAAACUCACAUGUCCUAGAUUCAUAGCUGAUUGGAUUCUCAUGCUGUAUUAGUUGAUGUUGCAGUUGUAUAUACUGUAGUUGUUCACAUGAGGGCACUGUUUUGCCUUGUAUUAGGAAUACUAUGAAGGAACGUAUCAGCUUUAAGACUCUGCGGGAAGUUGUAGUAAUGAAACCUGUAACUUGAAUCUACAACUACUACAAUUGGGAUAAUAUAUGAAAACUUUUUCCAGUCUGUGUAGGUUUGUUGCAAUACUGAUAGUUCAUAUGUUACAGUUCCUGAAGGUGUAUGCUUUUAAGACAGGGUAUUAAAGAAUCACUGCUAAGAAAUUCAUAUGAUCAUUUUGUAUGUUGGACUAAGUGUUUGUAAAUCCUCAGAAUUGUGAAAUAAAAUGUGCUGAAAUUUAAAACUCUAA
Neoarius graeffei (lesser salmon catfish) is the source of this 2731-nucleotide messenger RNA. RefSeq names its product potassium channel, subfamily K, member 1a (gene kcnk1a). The transcript has 3 exons. The record is from RefSeq and is a predicted model, not a curated record. Gene Ontology annotation, biological process: potassium ion transmembrane transport; stabilization of membrane potential. Lineage: Eukaryota; Metazoa; Chordata; Actinopteri; Siluriformes; Ariidae. The coding region runs from base 307 to 1311 and encodes 334 amino acids. Gene Ontology annotation, molecular function: potassium ion leak channel activity. Gene Ontology annotation, cellular component: membrane.